Emiliania huxleyi CCMP1516 is the source of this 1447-nucleotide messenger RNA. RefSeq lists its product as hypothetical. The record is from RefSeq and is a predicted model, not a curated record. Lineage: Eukaryota; Haptophyta; Isochrysidales; Noelaerhabdaceae. The coding region runs from base 1 to 1122 and encodes 373 amino acids. Gene Ontology annotation, biological process: proteasome-mediated ubiquitin-dependent protein catabolic process. The transcript has 12 exons.
AUGCCUGCUGAGCCUGCCGCCGCGCAUGCGGCCGAGAAGCCGCCGCUCACGUCGGACUACCUCGACUGCGCUCAGCUCCGCUUCUCCCUCGGCUGCACCACCGUGGCCGACAAAGCGCCGCUCAAGGCGCAGCUGCUGAAGCAGAUCGAGGAGAAGGAGAUGGCGCCCUUCUACCGCGCCACCUGCGAGGCGCUCGGCUGGGAGGCGACCGCACCGCUCGCGCAGCGGCGGAGGAGGAGCCUUGCGGAUGCCGCUCUGCUCGCGAAGCUGGAGGCGGCCAACGCGACGGAGCUGGCGCGGCUGAGCGACGCGAUCAAGACGGCCGAGGAGAGCGGGGGGAGCGCGGGGUGUGUGGAGCGGCGCCUAGAGAGCGAGGGGGAGUCGGAGAUUUGCAGCGCGAUGCUGGCAAAGGCGGAGCUCCUGGUGCGGACCGGGAGGGCGGAGUUCCUGAUGCGGAUCGGGGAGCGGGCUAAGGCGCUCGCGGCGCUGGAGGAGACGUACGCCAAGACGGUCGGCUCUCGGAGCAGCGGCCGCUCUGCAAUGCUCGCCCUCUUCUUCGACGACAAGAAGCUGACCGCGGACACCAUCGACGCUGCCAAGGGCCUGCUCGACCAAGGCGGGGACUGGGAGCGGAGGAGCCGCCUCGAGGUCGCGACCUUCACCGCGACGGAGCUGAUCUCGUACAACACGUUCGUGCUGUACACCGUCACCACGUCGCUGCUCUCGCUGCCGCGCGCCGACCUCAAGAGCAAGGUCAUCGACGCGCCCGAGAUCCUGCAAGCGCUCGUCGGGAUCGUCGACUCGCUCUACGCCGACCGGUACAUGCACGCGCACACGCGCUUCUACUGGAGGGAGCUGCGGGUGCUCGCGUACAACCAGUUCCUCGAGUCGUACCGCUCCGUGAAUCUGGUCGUCUCGUCGACGCGGCCCGACAAGCAGUCGGCCCAGUUCCACUCGGCGAUCAAGCAAGGCGAGAUCUGCACGAGAGUGCUGCGAGAUUGUUGCGAGAUUGUGCCCGGCUCCGAGAUCAAGCAAUGCGAGAUCUACGCCGCGAGAGCCGCUCGAGAGGGCGACCUGCUCCUCAACCGGCUGCAGAAGCUGUCGCGCGUCAUCAACGUCUGACGACGGAGCAAGGCACGCAGCGACGCACAGUCCGCCGGGCUCGCCUCCGUGAGCUCCGCAGCACCGGCGCGCCCCCUUCCGCGCUUUGAGCUUCCGGUCCCGCUCCGUCUCUCUUGAACGCUGUUCUGCUGUUCUCGCCAACUGCCAGUUCCUUCCGAACAGUUCUCUGACGUGCAAUGACACGCACCCUACCUGACUCGAAUCGCCCGGUGCGCCGGUGCGUUUGUUGCUGGGCUGUCACACCCCGUUCCGCUUGGAGAACACAAUGCCCAGCGUCCUGACCGGAGUCCGAGAGCCAUGUUAUGUACGGCUUUAAAGGGUGUGG